Molecule: messenger RNA, 3388 nt
Organism: Amoebophrya sp. A120
Lineage: Eukaryota; Dinophyceae; Syndiniales; Amoebophryaceae
Source: the annotation of a GenBank genome assembly
CAGCUCAAAAUAGUAUGAAUCGCAUCAAAGAUCAGAAUUAAGUUGGAUAAGACAACAAGGUAGUUGGAAAGUUCGUUGCAGAGAUAGGCACAGGUGUCAACAACAGCCGGGAAUUGAUUAAUUUCCAACAACCAAAAAUCCUAGCAGCGACCUUUUAAGAGGAUGAGUUGUACCCCUGAGUGAUGAUUUUUUUGUAGCUUUGCCUCUGUUGCAGACGAGCGGCUUUAGCAACUAUAGUGCGCCGUCAUAAAUUGCACUUGUGCUACUUCUACAUCUACAUCUAUUAAGAGGACCCCUUUUUUUUAUCACAGUUGCGACGACGACCCGAUAAUUUUGAUUUAUUCACUUCAUUGCGCCCUUCUCUUCCAACCUCUUGUACUAGGAGCAACUCCAGGCUACGGUUUUUAACUAGGACUGACGUCAUGACUUUCACUUUUUCGUCGAAAUAAAUUUGAAUCUCUAGUAUCACAAAACUUGAAAGCAUAGCAAUGGCCGCCAACCCGCCGAAGCCCAACCCGAUGAUCCAGACCUUUGGGUCUGUGAAAGUCGACCGGUCCGGGCUUUUCGCCGCAAACAAAGACGACGACGAUGAUCUUUUCGCGUGCGAAGACAUCAUACCCGAUUCUCCCUCUCCGAAAAACAACAACAAAUCCGUGAACCUCAAAACGGAAUCCAAAAACGCGAUUAAGAUCAACCCGGCGGCUGGUGUGAACACGGAAUGUCAGGACGAGUCCGCGCCGAAGUUCACGAUUCUGGGGAAGGACAUCCCUUUAGAUCCGAACCAACCGGAACUGGUUCUGUCCACAGCAAGGAUCCAGCAGAUGGUCAAUCUCGACAUCAUCGGGAGUAAUCUGCAAGUUUUGAAACUCAUCGCGAACAACGUGGAGAAAAUCGAGGGGUUGGAGACUUUGUGCAACUUACGGCAUUUGGAGUUGUAUCAAAACGCGAUAAAACGCAUCGAGAAUUUGGAGUUUUGUCCGAAACUGGAGCAUCUAGACUUGAGCUUCAACCGGAUCCGAUAUCUGGGGUAUUUGGACGCGGGGGACCCGGACCGGAUUGACAAAAAACCGGUGUUUGCGGAUACGCUGAAGAAACUGUAUAGAUUAAGAUUUGUUUUCUUUCUGAUGUGCUGUGGUGCGCAUGACAAAUCAGGAUUGCAUUUUUACUGAGCAUGACAAACUACUAUCAGAACUGUUUCCUAAAUCCUAUACCCUCAUUUGCUACAACCCAUCAGGUACCUCCCGUCCAACAAAUUAGAAGAGGUUCCGGAGAACGCGUUAUCGUGUUUCAAGAAUCUGGAAAUCCUCGAGCUCGGCGCCAACCGGCUACGCGAAAUCCCGCAGGACGUGAUCCACCUCCGGAUAUCGAGAGGAAAAAUCCUCGCUCCCCAUAUCGAAAACGAAAUUUGUGAUGCUGUAUUUGAGGUCACAAAUCGACUUGUCAUGCUAGAAGGCCAAGAGCCGCAGUCGUGGCCUCGUUUGCAGGCAAUUUGUGAUGCUGUUUCCCACUCUCAGCUGCCUCCUAUCAUGCGGAAGAUGCAAGGCUUCCCCACGCCACCCAGCACUACAGUCCGCAUCUUUUCCCGUGUAGCAUGACAAAGCUGAUUUGUGACAACAAAUCUGCGUUCCGUUUUGAUAUGGGAAGGGGGGACUUUUUCUUUUGAUACCGGAAAUUGAAGGAGCUGUGGUUGGGGAAAAACAAAAUCACCACCAUGAAGGUGAACGGCAUGACUGAUGAUAAUAUGAAGGAUGAACACGAGCACUUUCUCCCCGAUUUGGAAAUCUGCUCGAUCCAGUGCAACCGGUUAGAACACUGGGAGGCGUCGUUCUUCGAGAACCUCUGCGGGCCGAAAUUGGAGCAGCUGUAUUUAUCGGAAAACAACCUCCCACCCUUCCCCAUCUCCACACCAGACGGAGCGGAAAGCGGAAGUCCGUUUUUGUUCUCUGACCACUAUUUGCCGAACUUAAAAACGCUGGACAUUAGCCAGAAUAAAAGGAUAAAUUCAAUACCGAAGCAGUUCCGGUUGUCAGAGUUAGAGGAAUUGUGGAUGAGCGGGUGCGGGAUCGACAUCGAUUACCACUAUAGUUACAAGCAGGAUAGUGAAGGAGAUGAAAAUGCAAGGGCAUUAACCGCGGCGACCGUAGUUUCGCCGUCCGGGGAAUUGUUGAAGAAGCGAAAAUCACCGGACGACAGCGGAGGAGUACAGCUACAACCAGCAAUAGCAACACCAACCAUAACAACGCCCUACCAAACAACCAAGCAGAAGCAAAUCGAACUUGCGGCAAAUGAUGAAAGAAUAGCGGGCUUGUGGAAUUUGAAGCUGAAAUGCCUCUACCUCGAGCACAAUCCCUGUUACGACGCGAAUGAGAAGGACGGAGGAUGGCGGUACAAAGAGGUGAUGAAAAAAAUUUCCGGGCCGAGUUUGCACCAGUUGGACGCGAUCGUGCUCGAGUUGGAGCACGUUUUUUCCCCGUCAACCAUCGAGGCGAGCGAUGAGGGGGUGUUGGGGAAUAGCAGCAGUGGCAGUUUACUCGGCGGGGAAAUGCAGGAGCCGGUGACGGAUGAGAUGUUGGAAAAGAGGCAAAAAUUGGAGGAGGAAAGGCAGAGAAAGCGGUUUGAGACGAUUUACGGGUUAAGGGAUGACUCAGUCGCCGGGAUCCGGAAGAUUGACACGACGUAUGGGGUGUAAGAGUGGUGGUUAGAAGUACAACCUAGAGUGGUGCGAGCACUGUAUUCGCAGCUAUGAGUGGUGUGGUAAUAGAAUCGGGCCUUUUUUCCGGCUGUGAAGAACCGGAAAAGGAAAACAAGCCUUUCUACAGUAAGUAUGAAAAAUCUGAACAUUACUUUUGGUUGUAAUCAAAGACAAAUAUCAGCCGCGCUUAAAUGAUUUCUUGACGUUGGUUACCUAUCCACGAGUAGUUGAUGAGCUAAAAUUCUCAGAAAGCGCACCACGAAAUUGUGAAGCGAAAAGCUAACUGUCACGAGGUAUGUCUUCAAACUCAUCUCUGUUCUUGAUGUCGAGCAAAGUACUAUAUUCAUCCUUCCAAUUUGAAAAAGAAAAAGCGAAACGCGAUAAGCCUUCCACACUUCUAUUUGGUUCUGUAACAUCCAAGCUACGAUGAUAGGCUACGAUUAGUAGUAGACCUAAAACAAGUGCGAUGAUCCAUCUCAACCAUCAGCGACGUCCACCGAAAAUGACCUCACCACGAGUGGUACUAACAAACGACGGAGUAAAAGCUCCACUAGUGGUAGAACAGACACCUCCCGGAAAAUCAAAAUGAAACUCUAGCGACAAGAUUCUCUAAACCUCCAACGCGAAGGAUUAUAUAAAACGAAGGAACAACGCACGUGAAGGACCGCACGUGAAGAAAACAACGACGAUAUUCAU